UCGCAGACGUACCUCACCUCUAGUGCGUUAAGAUAUCUUGCACUGUGCAAUGUUUUUAUCAAAACUACAUUUUGUCCCUCCCUGAAUUGCGAAUAUGUCUGUCGGAUUUUCACUUUGGAAUCACUUGAGAGUAUCAGGAAGUCCAGGAGUGCGUUGACCGCGAGGGUGGCGAAGUUUUCAAAAGUUUCUGCUACCACGUGCCGCCAUUCUUUGAAUGCGCCAGCGUGGUUUGUUUACGUUGGAGAACCGUGUUUUGUGCUCUCUACUUACCUUGUGUCCGUAUGAAGUGAUCCCUUUGACAGUGCGUCGUCUGCUACGAUGCUGUCGUCUGCAUUUCGGGAUAACGAACUUCUGCAGGCCGUGAGGAACGAGGAUAUCGGAGCGCUGACGAGGAUUUUGGCGAAAACAAAAACUCCCAAAAAAUUGCUUAGUACGACGAAGAAGAUCAGCAUCAAUGUUCAAGACUGUGAUGGCAUGUCUGGACUGCACCAGGCGGCGCUGCAGUGCUGCGUCCCUGUCAUGCAACUCCUGCUGGAUCAUGGAGCGGCAGUUGACCUCAAGGACGCCAGAGGCAUGCGUCCGUUGCACUAUGCAGCUUGGCAAGGCAAACCAGACCCUGUCGCCCUGUUGCUGCAAUACAAUUCAUCUGUGAACGAAGCUGCCAACACUGGAGACACGCCACUCCACCUGGCGGCACAGCAUGGACACGUGCAAGUCAUUCGAAAGCUGAUGUACUACCACGCCAAUCCAACGUUGAGAAACAAAGAACACAAAACUCCGCUAGACUUGGCGUGUGAAUUUGGCCGGAAGAAGGCGGUGGAGCUUCUUCUGGCAAGUCCUCGGUGCAGACAGCUGUUGAGCGAAUCAGCGCAAGACAUGGUGGACAACGGUCGCACCACGUGUCUCCACCUGGCGGCCAGAAAUGGCCACACCGAUGUCAUCAGAUGCCUUCUGGACGCCGGUGUUGACAUCAACCGCGCUACAUUACGCGGUACGGCACUGCACGAUGCUGCGAUGCACGGGAAACUGGAGGCAGUUAGGCUCCUAAUACAGAGUGGUAUUGACGUGAACAAGCCCAACUCAUCGGAGCAGACGGCGUUGGAUUUGGUGCGUUCGUUUUCCAGUUCAAAAGCAGCCAGAGACCUGAAGCGUCUUCUCAAAGAAAUGCUGCAAGCGCUUCCCGCACGUGCAAUACGAGACCACCGUGAUUUGCGUGACCCAGAGUGCCUGGUGCUAAGAGAAGGGGACAUGGUCACGGUUCUCGACCAAUCAGCGGACGGCAGGUGGAAAGGAAUCGUCUUCGGCCCAGGCCACAGUUCUAGAGCUGGCUAUUUCCCGGCUACAGCCGUGCAACUGCUCGACAGGCCUGUGGGCGGCCUCCAGCGUAAUGGCACCCUCCGUUCGAGUACGAUCAAGAAGGUUCCGCCGCCCGUGGUGCCGGGCGCCGGGAUUAACCCGAGGCAUUCUUCUUCAUCGUCGGGUUCUUCGUCGACGUCAUCGUCCGGGUACGGCUCUCAGCCGGACAGGGCACCAUGCAACGGAACACAUCACGACGAUGGAUCGCGGGAACCACCGCCCCCGUCUCCGGGACUCGAUUACGGCGACCAAACUCCGACAUUUUGCCGGCCCGACACAUUUCCAGAUGGCCAGGUGGCGCCCUUGAGCCGGCCUCGUAGCCACCCUGGGACGCCAGUGAGCACACCUACAACACCUCUGCCUCCAGGGUUGCCCACAGGUCGUGGCUGCUAUGUGCCCAUCGGAGGGGGAUCGCUGGACGACACUCCGAGCAUCACCGGAGGAGGAACAACGCUGGGCCGGGACAGUCCGAGCGGAGGCAGCGUGGAAUCGCGGCACAGCAGCUCCAGCUUGGACUCCGGCCGUGGUUCAUCCUCCAGUUCCUCGGCGGAUUCCAAAGUCGCCCAUCGUCUCUCAUCUGGCAGUCAUGGUUCCGCGAGCAGCUUGACUUUAACGAGCAGCGUUAGCAGUCAGAUGAGCAGCUUGACGCCCGACAUUGUCGUCCUUUCUCCAGUCAAUGUGGCCAGCCUUCUUCUUAACGGGGUACCUGACACGGAGGUUCUGACGACGUGGCUCAAGAACCUCCACUUCGAAGAAUAUGCGCAGUUGUUCCUGCAGGCGGGAUACGACAUGCCGACCAUAUCCAGGAUGACACCCGAGGACCUGACGGCCAUUGGAAUUACGAAGCCGGCUCAUCGGCGAAAACUAAAGGCUGAAAUUAGCAAGCUGAACAUCUCGGAUGGGAUACCCGACUACAAACCGGACAAUCUGCUGAUAUGGCUGAGGCUUCUUCGGCUGGAGCAAUACUACGGGUCCCUGUGUCAGCAGGGCUACACUACGGUAGACAGGGUCUCUGACCUCACUUGGGAAGAUCUCGAAGACAUUGGCAUUCAGAAACUGGGACACCAAAAGAAGAUGAUGCUGGCCAUCAAGAAGAUUCGGGACCUAAAUCGCACAGCGCCUCGGCAUGCCAGCAUCUACGCGGAGGCACGUCACGCGAGCGUCGACAUGGGUCAACUUCUCACUCCACGCCAGGGGUCUCACGUGAGAAUGGGACAUGAGUCCCAAUACCACGCCAUGCACCCUGCUGCGGCGCCGGAAGCGCAGGAAGUAGCCAUUGCGACGUCGCGCGCCGCGGCUUCUCGCGGCCGCAACUCUGGCUGCGGUGAGCCCGAAGCAUUGCAGUUGCGCACCUUCAGGCAGCCGUCACCGCCACGCAGUUCGGCGCAGACAACGGUCCCGCCCUCUAGUGGAAGUUACUUCCACCAGGGGAGCAGUGACUCUCUCUUGCCGCACCACCCGCAGUUUCCUCCUCCCCCAACUCCUCAGCAUUAUCAGCACGACCAGGGAACGACGGACUGGUAUCAGCACGACUUUGUGUCGAUGCAGGUGCGUUCCCCAAAUCGUGGCCGAUCUCUCGAAAGUCUGGAAGACUCGGGUGGCAAUCCUUACUACCCCCCUCCUCAUCCUGCCGGCGUGGCAGACUGGUACGGCACUGUGAGCAGCUGGCGUCAGCAUGGCUACGACACAGACUCUGAGCUGGUCAGACAGCCAUCGCUAGGCAGCUACGACUGCUACGAGCCAGACGGCACGGCCACUUUACACCGACCUCGAGGCCUCGUGCGGCCGAGGCCAGUGGCCAAGGUGGCAGCACGAGCUCUGCUAGAUGCUCCCUCGGCAGAGUUGGAAGCGAAGGCGGAGCUCCUGGCCGACUGGGCAGAUUCUGAUUACGGGGCACCCACUAAACACGUGGCUCCACCUCCGGCCCCACCGAAACGGACCAACUCCAUUCGUCGACAAGAAGCAGACAACAUGGCUGAGGCAGCAUUUGCGACCUGCGUCCAGAGCCUCACGUCAAGAUUUACGAUGGCAACACAGGACGAGCCCCCAUUGCCCCCUCCGCCGCCCCCCUGUGAAGAAGUGGCACCCCCACCCUGUGGUAGCGAAGACAGCUCCCCCAGCGGCACACUGGUGCGGCGAAAGGACUCCGGGGGCUCGAGCGUCUCCUCCGAGUCGCUGCCGUUUGCAAACGAGAACGUGGGCACCAUCAAGCAGCGGCCCCCCGGGGAGGGAGGACCUCCCGGGAAUCCCAUGAACGGGAACCGAACAAACGGGAAUCCCCUGGGACCCUCUUCCCCCGUAAAGGAGAAAGGACCGCCUGCCGUGAUGGACUGCGGCAGCUCUCCCGAGGACGUUCCUGUCAGAGACGUUCCACAAGAUUACCGGCCAGGAAAGGACAAGCCGACCUCAGUGCCAAGGCCAGCUGCCCAGGUCCUUUCCUCUCGUCACUCUGACAAACUGUCUGUAGUUAGUUCCUCCCACGGGGUGUCCGCCCCACCUUCCUCCUCGUCGGGAGACGUCAUCGACGACAUCGAGCACAUGCUGGCCAGUUUGACCGACCAGUUGGAUGCAAUGCUGGAGUGCGAGCUGAGCAGCUAAGGGCUUCGGUUUCCCCCACCGAAAUGCAGAGAGGGACUGAGAACGUCACGCAGCGCUACAUCUAACGGGCACACGUUUUAUUUUUCCCCGCGGCACGUCGAGGAUCCCUUCACGUGGCUCCUUUUACAGGGAGCAACAACGAUGGCUCUCGGGGCCAGAAAUUCUAAAAAGAACGCGAGGACAACACUGCCCCCUUCCUUCCCCAUAUUGCCGAGAACGUCCCUUAAAGUUACGCUCCCAAACUUCCCUAAACUUUGGCUUGUCCCUAUUAGGGACAGUCGUAUAUAUUUAUAGCCCUAUGCGAGUAUGAGAAAAAUUUGCUAGUGUAACCCUCCCUAUAGGAAACAGCAGGCACGACGGUGUUAUAGCUCGGUGCACCGUUGCCGCAAUCUUUCUUUUCGAGGGCCAGACUUGUGGUUCUACUUUCACACACAAAAAAAAAUUGGUGCUCCAUUUUGGCACUGCGUGCCCCCGUUUCUUUCGUACCUCCCAUUGUGGCACCUACCUCGAUAGUCUUCAUCGUGCUCCGUUAGUACCAAACCAGGAUCGCAACUGUGCUCCGUGGUGGCGCCACACAGACACCACACAGGUGGCGCCACAUCGCGGGUCGUGGCACGACCGACGUGCAUUCGAAAAACUGUGUGGCCCAUGGGUGGGUGAACGAGAACUACGUGUUGCAACAGAACGUACAGCCUGCAUCUAACAGGAACAGACCGACCGCCGCGGCGGAGAGAGAGAGCGCGGCGGUGUCUACGAGGGUUCGACAAACCAGGUGUGGCAACGUAGCCGAGGAAACGUCUCCUACUAUCACGUGAAUGGCGGCAAAAAACUGGUCUCGACGCGACGCGUCAUUCGCCACGACGGUGCCUCUGUGACGGGCGUUUCUCCGCACAAUCCACAAAGUGCCGGUUACCGCUACGUUACCGUUUUUCUUACAGUUUCGAAAUCAAAAAAAAAGGAAAGCAACUGCAAUAUUUAGAGGAAGACGGUCGUCAUAACGGCAUUGUCGUCGUGUUAGCAACGUGUGGUUACGUGGAAUGCUUUGGGCAAAGCUUCGAUUUGUGUUACCGCGAGGGCUUUUGGAUCUCACAUUAAGGUUCUCGCUUACGUGCAUCACGUUUAUCACGUUUGUGUGGCAACAAAAAUGCUUGGUCAUUCAUAAAAAAUGCUGGCGACGUGUUAAUGCGAGCGUGCUUGUUCAUUUUUGGCUCGCAGCAGAGUGCAGAAAGUGUUCCCUGGGAAACAUGAAAGGGGAAACGAGAGAAAGUAUUUAGGGCGAUCCUUUAAACAUUGUUGAGUAGGCGAAGGAUUCACAAGAACGGGAAGAGAAUAAUGAAGCUUACAAACAAUUGCGAAUUUAAUCAACAUGAAAGAACUGAAUGAACAUGAAAGAACUGAACUUCAUUGCGAAUUUAAUGUUGGAACGUAACGUUCAGAAGUCGUCAACGUGACUACGCACAGUGCAGAACGUAUAACGGCACACAUUUCUGCGACGACGGCCAGUCUGCUAGACUGGAUAAGCGUAUUUACGAGGGCAGACAUGACGGACCUGCGUGCGCGAGGAAAAAAGUUAUUGCCGUCACGCGACACCUAGCCUUUCACCGACAAAAGUCACAUUUAUACGAAAACAAGUGGGGGAAAAAAAAAGUGGCGGAAAAAAAAAAUUACAUUCACUGUGUAGCGCUUAGACUUCUGUACAUAGAAAUCAAAGAAAACCCUCCUCACCUCAGAGCAAAGUAUAUCCAGGGACUCAGACCAAUGGGUUAUAGUUUUUCCCUCUGUGGAUUCGUUUAUGUACGUCGGUUCCAGAAUCAGCUUUUGCUGGUCCAUUUGUUAUACUUUUACGUUCCUUUUGUCGCAACAACUUGGGUCCACUUUGAACGAGAAAGACAAACUGAACUUGACGAGUGAGCAUAAAAGACGCUCGUAGCAUUUCCAGAGGAUCUGCAGAUUUUUCGUUUAGUUUUGUUGCAACUUUGAAGGGACACAAAACUCUGCGGUAGUCCAGAAAGAAGACUUCCUAAAGCGCCGAUCCACUGUGUCAUCAUCUGUACAAAAAAAUGAAUAACGCUUUUACGGAUCCUGGUGUUCAGUUGCGGUUCGAGUCCCUGAAAAUAUCGUGGUGCAUCAAACGGAUCUAUCAGCCAAUCACAUGGAAGAACAAAGUACAAGCCGUCAUCUUAGCAGCGUUCCGCUUUCUUCCUUCCUACUGCAUAGCUGGACCUGAAACCGUAGACCCUUUUGCGUGGGUUUGAGUAUUUUUUCUACGUUUUUUUUAAAACACAUUGCAGCGUUUCGUUUUGUGUUUCUUAUCGCUCUUGUUUCGAGUAGGUGCUUAGCCCGUAGCUGGCUAGUGGGCUGAGUUCCAGAAGUGUAAUUGUUCCUUUAUUUUGAGUGAGAGCUAUGAGAUGAAUGCAUAUGCGAGGUUUAUGUUUUAUAUGAUUCAGCGUGUCACCUUGAAGGACAGAGAUGCCUAUUUUUGUUUUGGUGUUCCAGUUGUCGUUUAUCAAUGCGCUAGGUGAUUUAAUUGUUUCUUAUUGCCAUAUCGUGACAGCCUGACGGGACGAAAGCGCCAAAGAUCACUCGAUGGCACGGAUUACAAGCUGGUGUAACGCUGUUGGUUGCCUGGCUCAAAAACUGUAAAUUUUUUGUGAAGUGGCAGUAAGAACAAGUUAAGAUUUUAUUAUAGAUACGGUGGUAAUGUACUUUAGUACGUGAAAAUCCAGCUGGCAUUAGGCAGUUAAAUGUGGUUAGUAUUAAGCGCUACGUAUUUCCAGUCAUGAAGGCGUAAACUUUAAAUGUGGCCAAUGAGAGAAGCGAAAAUUCAACCGUGAUGAAAAAAAGUCAACUUUGAGCAUUUGAGAAGAAGCUGAGAAGAGUUUGAAGCAAAAAGCAAAGCAGCUAACGUGAAGCGCCCGAGUAUAUUUUAGCUGCCUAACGUCUAGAACCGAUCAUAUCACAUGUCGCUUGAUUCACUGCAGACAGCCGGGGUGGGGAACAUGCCCGGAGUACAUGUCAACUAUCAUUUUCGUAUUGAUUUUUCACAUCAUUUCAUGUGUUACGCAUUUGCCACAGUGGCAGCUGACAAUCCAGCUUCGAGGAAUCCUUUCAUUCUGACAAAGCGUGCCGCAAUAAGUACUUUUCUCAUUUUCGUCCCCUCUUUACCCGUAAUCGACCCGAAGGCCGCUGCACAUUGAGUGCGUUUCGAGACUGGUGCCGAAGUCGAGUAAAAAAAAAAAAGUAUGAAGGACGCAAAAAUAAAGUAGGACUGAGAAAUUGCACCACCACCUGUGAAAUGUGUUUACUGUGACAAGGAUGUCAUACAUUUAGAUCUAUUUUUAGAACCCUGUAAAGAAAAGUGUUUUGCAGAGAUGUCCCUCGACAUGUUUGAGGGAGAGAGUUUUCCUAGGGGAAAAAUUGUUUUUUGGUGUCUUUCGUCAGCUGCCUUGUUUGGGAAUAAAAAUGAAGUGAAGUCUUA
Messenger RNA from Ornithodoros turicata, 7432 nucleotides. RefSeq names its product caskin-2-like. Gene Ontology annotation, molecular function: protein binding. The coding region runs from base 319 to 3954 and encodes 1211 amino acids. Lineage: Eukaryota; Metazoa; Arthropoda; Arachnida; Ixodida; Argasidae. The transcript has 25 exons. The record is from RefSeq and is a predicted model, not a curated record.